AUGAGUACAUCAACUGGGAACACGCGAUCUCGAAAGAGACCAUUUCCUGAAACCAAUUUGGCCAACGACCGUGAUGUGCAAGCCUACUAUAAGAGCUUCCACGAUGGACAUCCCGUCAUGUUGCCAUUCUCGCUCAUCGGCGGUCCUUUGGCAGGGCACUUCCCAGAACAAGUCAUUAACAUAAUGCGCUACAUCGGAAAGCAUUAUCAAAAGCAACCUCUGCCAGAGAACUUUAUAACCCAAGCAUUGUCAAGCUUAGACUCGUCCUCAGUCUCCAAACCAAGUGGAUUUCAUGUGCAGGGGUUGACCCUUCUUGCCAUCUGUGCCCACGCACACGGUCAACAUGACCAGGCGCUCAGCAUUGUCCAAAAGGCAGUGCAACUAGCUCUCACGCUCGACAUGCACACAGAGGCCUUUGUCAGCUCUAAUACUCAUGGUUCGCAGCAUAUGGAAGAAAUGUGGCGGCGCUUAACGUUCCACAAUCUCCAUGCUAGAUGGCCGAAAACACUCAACUUUGAUGAUGGCUUGCCUUCGUUCGGCUACCGAAUUUUGGCAGUGCAUAUGCUGGGUCGUGUCCUCGCUCAUGGACCGUAUUCUUGCCCAACAGGCAAGGGUCAGAACACCAUUGACGAGAUCGACCGGGCCUUGUCGGAAUUGCGGAAGCAAGAUGUAGUUCAAACGAGCCUGAGAUAUGCCAAGAAUGUCACACAUUUUGAAGAAAUGAUCUUUCAGGGAAAGAUGAUUGCCAACUCUGCAUCCAUUUAUCUCUACCGACCUCGAUCUGCACUCAUAACCGUUCAUUUUGACGAUCCGGCGUUCAUGAGUUUCUUCCCCCGGGGUUUCAUACAGUUCGCCCAAUUGCCCAGCCCCAAAGUCCACUCGGACUUGUUAAAGGACGCAGCCCAGCAACCGCUGCUGGACGCAGCCAAAUCGAUAGCACGUAUGCUGACGAGCGCUGUUGAUAGCAACCGACACAGCCCGUUUCUAGUCAAUGGGACAAUUUUGAGUAUAGCUGUCCUCACGGCUGCACGUUACCACCUAAAGCCAAAGGACCCGAACAGAGAGCUGUACAAAAAUCAAAUCAUGGCUGCAUUGGGGGUGCUGAAAAAGGUGGAGAAUACCUGGCCAUGGACGAAGGGUGUGAGGUCAAACUUGGGCAAGGUCUAUAAGGGGUUGUUUCCAUGA
Molecule: messenger RNA, 1185 nt
Organism: Talaromyces atroroseus
Lineage: Eukaryota; Fungi; Ascomycota; Eurotiomycetes; Eurotiales; Trichocomaceae
Exons: 3
Coding region: 1-1185 (394 amino acids)
Source: RefSeq, a predicted model, not a curated record